GAUACGUCGAAACCUACAAUGUUUUCAUCAACCUUCAUUUGGCUUGUCUGCCUGGGAGGCGCAUUUGCAGUCGAUAUCUCCAUGAACAUUCAACUCGGAUCUGAGUCAGUCAGUGAGUCCUGUGACGAGCAAGCGACAAUUACGGCAUCAAGUGAGGAAGAGCUGAGAGACAAACUGACGAAAAAACUUGAAUCAGUUUUGUUGAAAAAUCCAGAUGCCGAAAUCACCAUCUCAACUCAGAUCAAUGUUAACGGCCAAAUUCACUCAACCAAAAUCACCAAUACCGACAUAACUUCAACAACUGAUGAUGCUGUCGACACUAGCAAAGAAAAUGUAGCAACUACAGUUGCUUUGCCAACCACGGGGGACGUCAUUGACUACACAAUGGAUGACGUAAUGACAGAAUUUGACACCAGAUCCGUGACCUCUAUAGCGCCUUCUACAUUUGAGUCUACGACACUAUUGAAGGAUCAGAGCACAGAGACCGAGAUGAUAACUGAAGAGCAAGAGGGAGCCGAUUUUGUGACUGCAGAUUCAACCACGGCAGAGACAACAAUCAAAGUUGCCACAAAUAAACCAAGAUUCCGUGAAUUCACUUGCAAUUCGAAAUAUUAUUACAUCAUUGUGCGAGGUAAAUUGGAUGUCUCGAUCGACAAUGCGAAAUCUUAUUGUGGAAGCAAUCAUCUGGCCGAUAUUUAUGACAUUGCUGACUACAAUCUGUUGACAGAUUGUUUACGUUCAAAGAUUUCCAUUGGGUGGAAAUGGGCCGUUUCUGUUUGGACUGGUCUCACCUAUAAAAAUAAUCUUUUUCUGUCAUCCUCUGGCAAACCUGUAGAUCUAUCGACAAAGAUGUGGUAUCCGAAGUAUCCAAGUUCCAACGCUCGGUACACAAAUGUUGCUCUUCAUGUCAAUAAAGAUCCAGAAUCGCAUAAGCAGGGGAUUUUCAAUGAUCUAUCCUCUACCAAAUUAAAAGGUGUCAUCUGUGAAAAAUGAACUGAACUUUGGAUUUAUCAAUCUCAAACUUGGGCUCGUAUAUUAUGUAAAUUGUAAAUAAUUGUCUGACUUUUUGGCUACUCUUUGACGGAAGGCCAAAAUUAGAAACAAGCACGACUUUCAACAGUGAAUUUACAACUGAUAGUGACUGGUGGAGUUACUUGCUCAUCUAGUAUACACGAUCUUGUGUUAAUGUCUACUUAUAUAAAUAUAUAAACGAAAAGCAAACGUAAUAAACUGUGAUAAUGACGUAACAAAUGGGAUAUAGAACGCAAAAAAGUAAAAACAUACAGUGUUAAACUAUUCGGCGAGCCAUAUUAAAUCGUUACGCUCGCCGUAAUUGGCCACUGCUCUAUGGUUAAUAUUUACUAAAAUUGUAACAAAUCGUACUAUUGGUCGACUGCGGACAAUAAUUAAAGUGAGUAUUCAAAGAAAACUUACGCUGUCCACUUGUCUUUUGAUCAUCUGUUACAUAUUCUGUUAACUAUGGGCGCAGCGAUGUGUCUCAUCGUGCUAAGCGUUAGGAAUACGCUCACCACCGCACCUCUGAUUACUCUGCGUGGGUUCGCAGGUUCGAAUCCCAUGCUGGGAUGGUUAUGUGCGAGUGGAUUGCCAUAUGGUUAAGCCGUCUUAUUGGGUUUCCUCUCUCUCCCGUGAUAAAUAUGUAGAUUCUAUCUAUCCUAUACUUAAGCCAACUAACUAAUCGUAAUACUGGUCGAACGUGGACUAUAAUAUAUAAAAAAAAAGUUGAGAAGCACACGCUAAUUCGAAAUUCCACUGUCCGCUUGUCCGUGGAUCGACAAUUACAUACUCUGCACUGCACUAAACAUGAUUUAACUUACCGUACUGUUUUUGUUGCUCGGCUGCGAAAUAUAAUUAAAGCAGUGGUUCUCAAAACUUUUUGGGCCGCGCCCCUUUUUCGGGAUUUGUCAAGCCUCACCUCAGAAAUAUAGCUAACAAUAAGUUACAAAUAACGGAUAGUAAGGCGGAAGUAUGUUUUAAUUUAAAAAGCGUGUGAAAAUACGUGGAUGGAACGUAAAUAUCUAAAAUAAAAAAAUGUAAAUAUACAAAAUAAGCGGGCAAGAUCAAAUCUAACAAAUAUUUCUAAUUAGCUUCACGCCCCUCUGAAAAUUGCCACAUUUUAUUCAACUUAUGAAGUAUACUUUUUUUUUUGGUAUGCACUAGUUAUGUAUUCUAUUAUAUGCUUUCUCGUAUUUUACAGUUUUUAUGACUCGACCCUUUGCUUUGUCAAUGUAUAUUAAAGGUUCGAGUCACGGUAUGAUCUGAAAGCUUUCAUUUUAUUAAAAACUACAUGUGUUUAACAAUCCAUUGCUCGAUUUUCUUUAAUUUAUGAACGUCACCUCUCCUUUUGCAAAAGUAUGCUUGUCACUUAUAUCUUGAUAUAGGCCUAUAUUGUUGUUCUUAUUUCACAGUUUUUGUGGCUCAACUCUUCGCCUUGGCUUUUGCUUCGUUAAUGUUUUAACGUUUUCCAAUAUUGAA
This is a messenger RNA of Styela clava, 2493 nucleotides long. The record is from RefSeq and is a predicted model, not a curated record. NCBI's taxonomy places the organism in Eukaryota, Metazoa, Chordata, Ascidiacea, Stolidobranchia, Styelidae.